Molecule: messenger RNA, 561 nt
Organism: Arabis nemorensis
Lineage: Eukaryota; Viridiplantae; Streptophyta; Magnoliopsida; Brassicales; Brassicaceae
Source: the annotation of a GenBank genome assembly
AUGGUAACAUACUCCUUUCUCCGUCGAUCUCCAUGGCUUCCGGCGAGAGCUGUGUAUGCUCUGCACUCACUCUCCGAAGCCCUCCGCCAUAGCAUAAGAUCCCUCUCUGUCACAGACGGAGCUCUCCUCCGGAGUUUCAUCAGAUCCGCAGAAAUGCUUCCCUCCUCCGCCGGCCACAGUUGUCGCUGGCGAGACCUUCCGAACAUACUAUGCCUUGAUCCCGAUCUGCAGCAGCUCGGCCUUCGUCAAGCCAUAAACUCUCAGCUGGAGCAGCCGGGGACGCCGAAGCCUCCGGAACCGCCUGACCCUCCAGAUCCGCCGGAUUCACCGUCGAGGCACGAGCUGAUCUCGGGUCUUUAUCCUCAGUUUCUCCCAUCUCAAUUGUCGAGAAGCUUCUCACCAUCGUGGGCAACACUGACUUUGCCGAGAUGGUUUUGGAGCAGCGCACUGAUGUCACCAGCAUCCCUCCGUAUGAUUCUCUCCUGUGGUGAUGGCCUGCUCGGGGAUCUGAGUUGGGUCAGUAUCGGAAUUGCAAAUCGGCGAAGGAGAUGCCGAAUCUGA